GGGCUGCUCCUCGGCGUGGCGCUGCUGGCGGCGCUGCUGGCCGCGGCGCGAGGGCUCCCCCUGAGGGCGCCGCGAGGCUGGCGGAGGACCCACUCCCCCUCCGUCGCCCUGAGCGAGCCUUGCCUGCAGCCGCCCUGGCCAGGUGCGCUCGCCGGAGAGGAGAGGCGCGGGUGCCAGAGGAAGGCGGCGCUCCGCAGAGUGGCAGGCUGGGGCUGCCGACGUUCCGUCAGUCACAGACGCCCGUGGGGGGCACCUGAAACAAGCCCAGGCCUCAGCCUCCCCAGAUCCCAGCUCUCCAGGGAAGAGGAGGAGCCACCGCUGCUCCCCAGAACCCGCCUGCAGCCAGGGCUGCGCGCACACAGGCACCAGACUCUCAGAGAGCGGGCAGCCCUGAUUCCAGGCAGGGCCACCCCUCCCGGGCCCCAGAGGAUGUAUAGCCUGCUGGCGCUGCAGAAGCUGCCAGGAUUGGCCAACACAGACUUGAGUGCUCCGAACCCCAAUAUCCAGGUGACCAUCGAGGUGGUGGAGGACUCCCAGGCCGAGGUAGAGAUGGACCUGUUGGCUGGGCCCAGCCAUCGCUGGUCCCAGGGUGCCCCUAGCUGGCUGCCCAGCAAGGAGCUCUUCUGGCCUGUCUUCUGGGGCUACUGGGAGGCAACGAAGGGGGUGCCGGUCAAGGGCAGAGCCCCAGGGGAAGAGGAAGAGUGGGAGGAGGAGGAAGAGGAGGAUUACCCUGCAGAGUACAGCAAGGGUGAGGACCAGGAGGAAGAUGAGGAGGAGGAGGAGCCUUGGUCCAGUGGGGCCACAGACAGCUAGGACCAGGGCUGGCUGGCCCCCAGGGACUGGGCCUUCAAGUACUCGGACAGCCACGACUGUGAGCCUCGGGAGGAGCAGAGCCCCUGGUCUCCCUGCAGUGGGAGCUGCAGCAGCGGCAGCCAGUGGAGGACUCGGCCCUAUGGCUAGGCCUGCACUGCCACCGAGUCCUGUGCCUGCGACCUGCCCCCCUGUCCUGGCACUGAGGACGAGAACACCUUGGGCUUCCCUAGUGAGGGGUGGCAGUCCCUCGCCCACAAUGCUACGGACUUGCUUGGCCCAGAUGUGGACAGCUGUGAGAAGUAGCUGAACUGCAAGAACGACUUCUUAGCCAAGUACCUGAGCCAGGUGCUGCGGGACCUGCCCAGCUGCCCGUGCAGGUACCCACUGGAGGCCGGGUACAGUGCCGUGAGCCUGCAGGAUGAGCACCAGGGCCGCAGCUUCCACCAGGGCCGCAGCUUCCGAUGGAGGGACGCCAGCGGCCCUGGAAAGCGCCUGAUGUUUACCAGCCCACCCCACUUCUGCCUGCGCUCCCUGCUGUCAGUGGAGAGCAGUGUGCCGGCCGCCCAGCACUGCUGCUAUGACCAGGGCAGCCCUGCCGGGGCGCCCGACCUGGUCAGCACCGACUUCUCUCCCAAGCUGCACUUCAAGGUGGACACGCUGCCGUGGAUCCUGUGUAAGGGGGACUGGAGCCGCUACCACGCUGUACGGCCCCCCAAUAACGGCCGGGCCUGCGCCAACAACCCCCCAGAGGAGGAGUACCUGGCCCAGUUGCAGGAGGCCAAGGAGUACUGAUGGGGGCUGCUGGGUAGAGACCGCAGGGAGAGCUUUCCUUGCAGGCCCUCUCACCCCUGCCCAGGCCCAGUGAGAGCAAGGCUCACCGGGUGAGGCUGGGCUGGUGCUGCGUGCCCUCUGCCUGUGACCGAGAGGCAGGUCGGGGCCUCAGGUGUCACGGUGGGGUUGCGCAGAAGGUUGAAGGGGGUAUAGGGCCCCGGGUGAAGGGAGGGAGCCCAGCCCCCGAGGCCCCUGGGGCUGCACUGGAAAUGCAUGUGUACUCACUGUCUGCAGGGCCUUCCUCUCCUGCCUGCUGGGAGAUGCCCAGGCUGGCCACACGUUAUUCUCCCUUUCCUUCAGAGCUGGGCUCUCCUGCCCUGGCUCUGCACACAGGACACGUCCUGAUUCCCUGGACCUGCCUGAAUCGCUCAGCCAAGGAGGGGCAGGGGGACGAUAGGACAGCCAGUGCUCGUCAUCACAGCUGCCCUCUGCUGGGCUGACAUGCCACCUGUGGCCACCGCUCCCCAUCUCCAGGUGGUGCACGCACCCUUCUUGCCCACGUCCUGCCAGGAGCCACUGCACAGAAGGCUUGUCCUCAGUCCCAAGCCACCUUCUGGGGGGCAAUGUGACAGCUGGGGCGAGGCUGACUCCAGGCAGGGAGUGGGUCGGCAGUUCCGGUCCCUUUCCUUUGUUCAGGCCCCUCUGUUCUGCCCAGAUUGUAGGAAUGUGUGGGGCUGGGAGCUAGCUUGGCCCUGAGUGGGAAGGUGGCACAGCAAAUGGGCUCAGAACCGGCUCAGGAUGGUGUGUCAUGCACCAGGAGUGAUGGUCACCCAACUCUAUGGAGGGAAAAUGCUGAUUUGUAGCAUUUGGGCAACCUUUCCAUUGUAAACACUCCCAGCAAUGGCCCAUUUCAAGCUCCCAACAUCGCCAAAUGCUCUGAACUCAGAAUUGGGAAGAGACACGCAUAGUCUGUUCUCCCAGCACACCUCGUGCCUCUUCCCUGCCCUCCCUCAUCCCCAAGCCACACUUCCUUGCCUUCUGUGGGGUUGAAAUGUUGAAGUCCUAACUGUCCCUGUUCACAAAAGCCACCAAAAGGUAGGGGGCUUCAGUCCUAGGCAGCUGCCUUGAAGCUCUCUAGGAUCCUCAGCAAUAAAGCAUUUUAUUUUCAAAUUCUGCCUGAUGAAGAAUUUUGGACCCUGGCAGUACAGGGAGCCUUUGCUCACGGCCCAAGUCAAGAGUUGAGCCCCCAUAAAUUGUGUUUGUAGUUUACCUAACCCACAGCCAAGCUCCUUUUCUUUUCCUGAACCAGCUGGGCAGACAGAGCUCUUGGGAUGCCAGGGUUAGACUGUGAACAUCAGUUGUCCCUGUUCUAAGGGCUGCCAAGGAGCUGGCUGGACCUCAGAGGCACUGCACGUUCCCUCCGAACUUCGGUCAGAGAAGUAAAUUGCAUUUACUCCACGAGGAAGUGGCCCCAGUCCUCAAGUAACUUGCUGCGAGGGGAUCUGACGCGGAGUCACCCUAAGGACUGCACCUACGAGGUGAGAGGUGGACCUGUGCUCUGCCCUAGCUGGUACCUUUACCAGAUACUCCACUGUCACUGUCGACAUUGGGGAAGGACAGAGAGAUGCCAGGAAGUGCAGUGAAGGAAGGCAUGUCCAGAGCCACCACCUGGUGCUCAGAGAACUGUAUGUUUCCAAUUACGAUCACAUCUAAAGGUAAGCUUAUUAGUCUGGUCCAGGGCCACUGUCUAAAAAUACUUUAGUGCAACUAGAAUAUUAUAGGGUCAGAGAGAUCAGGAUCGCGAGGGUCACCAGAUGGGAGCCAUAUUCACCCUCAUUCUCUCGUUUUAGGAAUUCAAUAGGAUUAGCACAAGCAUUUUAAUUAUUAUUAUUUUUUUUUAGCAGAAGCUCCUUUUAAAUAGCAAGAUAGAGUCAUCCCAGUGUCUAUUUUCACAGGAACUGCUAAUUCUCCUCCUUUCUAAUACAGCUUACCUUGGACUUAACACAAUAUUUACUCUAUACCCAGUGGUUGUCCAUUACCCAGACAGAAUCUAGCCAGCCCCAUUUUAAGUCUGUAAUCUGAGUGACACACUAAAUUGCUACCAUGUCAGGCCACAGAUGAGAGAAACUAAAGAAAAGGGGCUGGGAGUAGGUCGGCUAUAAAAUAGUGUUUAUGCAAGCCAUGCAAAGGACACCGCACAGGUGGCGGCAGGCUUAAGGAACACCUGUGUGUGAGAAGCAGCACAAAUGAAGGGGUCGCUGAACCAGGUAAAGGGGGAUUUUAGGAGCGCCUGGUCUCAGAGCCAGGAGGAGGCCCAUGAAAUCAGAGAGGGCCCCUGCACCCCAUCUGGUCCAGUCACAUCACUGGCUUGAUUGCUGUUCUUCCUGCUCCGAACACCAGGAGCCAUCUGUGGCCACCAUGGUCUAUUUCCUCCUUAACAGCCGUCCCAGCCAUCGAGGUGGUUUUACCCAAUCCUCUGCCCCUCUCCCCCACAGUUUGCCUCGUAUAGAAUACUGCUCAAAUUGAGUUCUUACUAGGGUUUAAAAUAACCAACAGUACAGAGCCUGCUGACCUCUUUCUCCUGGAAGACAGCAUGUUUCAGAUCCUUUGCCCCAUUAUUCACAAGGGGAACCCAAAUGUGCUUCCUUGGCUCCUCUGUUACAAUGAGAUUGUCUUAGCAUGUUAAGGUACUUCUCAAAGUGCAUCUCUAAUGCCAGAAUCCCCUAUUUAUUAAAAUGUUUGUAGGCCACACCCCACAUCCACUGAGUAAGUUUCCCUAGGAGUAGAGUCUACUUUUCUGCAACAGGUUCUCCCAGGUGGUUCCUAGGCAUGGAGAACCCUUGGUCUAAUGUUUGACAUUCAGACUAAAAUUAACCAGCUUUUCAAAAUAUCACUUCUGGCUUAAGGGAAAACACUUGGGCUUUCGAGUCCAAAGUCAGCAGGCACCACUUGCUAAGUGACGCCAGGUGCCAGUGUUUCUACACCAUCUCAGAUGCUCUCAGAUGGUACCUAUUAUACCCAUUAUACCGGUAAGGAAAUUUGUCUAAUUUGUUGGUAAGUGGAAAAUUUAUCAUUCAAAUCCAAGUCCAAGUCCAUGGUUUUAUUUUUAGCUACACCAUUUUGCUUUUUAGGCUCAGACGGCUAACUGAAAUGGCAGUGGGAAGAAUUCCAUAGCCAUCAGUACUAGGGACGUUCCUGCUACUGAGUGUGCUGUGUGGCAGGCUCUUAGCCCGGCAUUGUGGUUUUUGCUGGGAUGUUUGUAAUCUAUGCUUCAGAUUUUUUCCUGAAUAUUCUGGAACAGGUAACUUUCCAGCCAGGUGUGAAAGAAAGGGCUCCAGUUUUUUGUUAAUGGUCUCGGUAUAGGAGGCCAUGUUAGGAGGGGCCCAUUGAUUUGAUUUACAUGAGUCCAGGUUCUUCAUCAAAAGGCAUUGUUUUGCAUCCUUAAGAGGCAGGGGUAAUGCUGAAUUAGAUGUGAAUAGUUAGUUCAGCAGUUUUCUAAUUCAAGCCAAAGUUGGCUUGGGAGCAGGAGGGUCUAAACGAUCCAGGUCAGAACUCUGAUUUUCUGCUCUAACUACAAAGUUUUGGUCAAGUCAUGUUGGUAGGAUUAGCCUGCAGGCCUUGCUGCCACCUAAUAAAACAGGCAAAAAUAGAUUAAGGAAAUAGCUAUAGCUGCAGGAAGUAGUGACUGGCUUAGAGGGUACUGACUUGCUGGAGUGCAGGAAGCCAGGGCAAGGCUUAUCCAGGAAAGUGACUCUGUUCAGGUAGUUACCUCAUCCUGCAGUGUGGCAGUCUAAUUCCACUAGAAUGAUCCCCAACAUUUGCCAUAUGGUCAGUACUCAACAAACUUAAUAGUACCAGACAUUUAAAAAUACUCAAAAGGAGCCAGGUGUGGUGGUUUACGCCUGAAGCCCAGUAACGAGAGGCUCAAGUGGGAGGAUCAUUAGAGGCCAAUGAUCAAGACCAGCCUGAGCAACAGAGCAAAACCAUGU
Microcebus murinus (gray mouse lemur) is the source of this 5573-nucleotide messenger RNA. Lineage: Eukaryota; Metazoa; Chordata; Mammalia; Primates; Cheirogaleidae. The record is from RefSeq and is a predicted model, not a curated record.